CAACGAAUUGAGGACUGUCAUGAGAUGUCAUGAGGACGUCAUAACAUUUCUCAGCAGAACGAUAAGAAUUCAAACAUUCCGAAAUGGAAGAAGAGGAGGAAAUUCCCGUCGAAAUAAACAACGACCUAGAGCAAAAGCUCGCAGACGCCUUCGAAAUUUUCGACCACGCUGCCAACAAGCGCAUAGACCUCCGAGACGUCUCCACCAUAAUCCGAGGCUUGGGUUGCUGCCCUGCUGAGGAAGACCUCCAGAAAAUGGCAGCAGCCAUGGAGGACCCCGACGCCCCGGGACAGGUCCACUUGUCCAAAUUUUUGCCGCACGUCUCCCAGCUGAUCUUCGAGCACAAAUUCCGCCCAGCAACCCCCGAAGAAAUCCUGGAAGCCUUCCGGACUCUGGACGUCGAAGGCCACGGUUUCUUGACCAAGCAAGAAACUACUAGAGUCCACAGCCGAGCCAUGUCCCAACCUUUCACAGACACCCUGUAUAUUCCAGUGUUGAUGACGCAGUACGGAGAGGUUUUCAAUGACGAAGAGCUCCAAGAGAUGCUGGAGCUGGCAGUGGAUCCGCACACGGGAAAUGUGACCUACGAGUACUACGUGAACCAGCUGAUGCACGAGCCUGCAGAGGAGGACGACAUUUACUGCCUUGCAGACAGGAUCGAAGCUGAGAAGCCUCCUCCUCCACCGCCACCUAGGAGGAUGUCGUCUUAUCUGAGAGAGACUGCAGAGAUGAUGUGA
Messenger RNA from Phaedon cochleariae (mustard beetle), 737 nucleotides. Lineage: Eukaryota; Metazoa; Arthropoda; Insecta; Coleoptera; Chrysomelidae. The record is from the annotation of a GenBank genome assembly.